GUUCAUCAUCCUUUCUGUGGUGCUCUUUGGACUGGCAUACAAUCCCAAUGAGACCUGCUCUCUCAAUCUGGUGGACCAUGGCAGAGGUUAUCUGGGUAUUUUGCUCAGCUGCAUGAUCGCUGAAGUUGCAAUCAUCUGGCUCAGCAUGCGUGGAAGCAUCUUGUACACAGAACCUCGGGAUUCCAUGCAAUAUGUGCUAUACGUCAGACUGGCAAUCUUGGUGAUUGAAUUUAUCUACGCGAUUGUGGGCAUUGUUUGGUUAACCCAGUACUACAGUUCCUGCAAUGAUGUUACUGCCAAGAGUGUUACUUUGGGAAUGGUCGUCUGCAACUGGGUGGUCAUUUUGAGUGUCUGCAUCACUGUCCUCUGCGUAUUUGACCCAACAGGACGGACUUUUGUUAAGUUGCGAGCCACAAAGAGGAGACAACGUAAUCUAAGAACAUAUAACCUGAGGCAUCGCUUGGAAGAAGGCCAGGCUAGCAGCUGGACUCGCCGUCUAAAAGUUUUUCUCUGCUGUACACGAACAAAAGAUUCACAAUCAGAUGCUUACUCUGAAAUUGCAUAUCUCUUUGCUGAAUUUUUCCGAGAUCUUGACAUAGUCCCAUCUGAUAUUAUAGCAGGCCUCGUUCUACUACGUCAACGACAAAGGGCAAAACGCAGUGCAGUGUUGGAUGAAGCAAACAAUGAUAUACUAGCUUUCUUGUCGGGAAUGCCAGUUACCAGGAACACAAAAUAUUUGGACCUGAAAAACUCACAAGAGAUGCUGCGAUAUAAAGAAGUAUGCUAUUAUAUGCUCUUUGCUUUGGCUGCUUAUGGCUGGCCCAUGUAUUUGAUGAGGAAGCCUACCUGUGGACUCUGUCGCUUGGCCAGAUCCUGCUCUUGCUGUUGCCUCUGCACUACUCGGCCCCGUUAUGCACCUGGUGUCACCAUUGAGGAAGAUAACUGCUGUGGCUGCAAUGCUAUUGCAAUUCGACGCCAUUUCCUUGAUGAAAACAUGACUUCUGUGGACAUUGUGUACACUUCAUGUCAUGAUGCGGUUUAUGAAACCCCCUUCUACGUGGCUGUAGAUCAUGAAAAGAAGAAAGUAGUCAUUAGCAUUCGAGGAACUUUAUCACCAAAGGAUGCUUUGACUGAUUUGACUGGAGAUGCUGAGCGCCUCCCUGUGGAGGGUCAUCACGGAACAUGGCUUGGACACAAGGGGAUGGUGCUAUCUGCUGAGUAUAUAAAAAAGAAACUGGAGCAGGAGAUGGUGUUGUCUCAGGCUUUUGGGCGUGAUUUAGGCAGAGGAACAAAACAUUAUGGCCUAAUUGUAGUUGGCCAUUCCUUAGGAGCGGGCACAGCAGCCAUUUUGUCCUUUCUACUACGUCCACAGUAUCCAUCUCUAAAGUGCUUUGCUUAUUCUCCACCAGGUGGGCUUUUAAGGUCCUGGAAAAUUACAACAAGGGCAAAACAGCUUUGCUUUCUGCAGCCAAAGUGAUGGUGAGUCCUACAGAAGUGGACCUCAACCCGGAAUUAAUCUUCCUGAGUCAACCCCUGCCUAGUAGACCUUCUAUACAGAUUGGAAUUGGAGACAUAACAGUGGACAGAAGGAACAGCAGUACUAAGAAUAAGGCUCACUCUGAAAUCAGUUUGGAAGGGUUUUAUGAAACCAAGCUGCUGUCACCAGUGCAGAAGGAUCCUGUGGAGAUCCUGCUACUAGAUACUAAGGAACGCCUGUCUGUAGAACUGCAGGACCGGCGUGCUCCUCUUGCUACAAUGGAGAGCCUAUCUGAUAAUGAAUCCAUCUAUAGCUUUGAUUCAAGGCGUUCCUCUGGUUUCCGUAGCAUCCGUGGCUCACCAAGUCUCCAUGCAGUCAUGGAAAAAGAUGAAACUCAUUGUUUUUAUAUUGAUCCAGCAAUUCCUGAGGAGAACCCCUCUCUUAGCUCACGGACAGAACUGCUUGCUGCUGACAGCCUCUCCAAACACUCCCAGGAGACUCAACCUCCUGAGGGCCUGCAGAACAGUGGAGACACCACUCCUCAGCGGCGAUGCAGCGAUGAAGGUGCUGGUAGUGAUAUCGAUCAUAUCUCCUUUACUCCAGAAGAAAUGACUCUCCAAAAUGGGAGGCUAAGUGAUGCCCCCAGCCCACAAGUGUUGGAGUUUGCGGAGUUUAUAGAUAGUCUCUUUAACCUGGACAGCAAAAGCAGUUCCUUUCAGGACAUUUACUGCAUGAUGGUAUCGGACAGCACCAGUGACUUUGCGGAGAUUCCCAAGUCAGUCAGUGACCAGGAGAUCUUGCUAAGAGCACAGUAUGAACCCAACUUAGUUCCAAAGCCCCCCAGGUUAUUUGCAGGCUCAACAGAUCCUUCCUCAGGCAUAUCUGUUUCCCCUUCUUUCCCUCUGAGUUCUUCUGGAGAGCUUAUGGACCUCACUCCUACAGGCAUGAGUAGCCAGGAAUGCCUCACCACUAACAAAAUCCGGACUUCCACUCCCACUGGAAAUAUGUCCAGUCCUGCCAAACAAGAAGACCUUGUGAUCUCAGCCCUCUAAUAUAGGAGAGAAGGUGCAGAAUACCUAAUCCUAUAAUAGUGAAUCUUGGCACAGCACUUGGAGGAGCUGGUCUCUUGGCAAGUGAGAAUGGGUGACAAUGCAUGGGGAAGUAUAGUUUCCUUUCCUGGGUGCUACACUAAUGGCACUACAAAGUAUUUCAGCAUGAAGGAUGCCACAUCAUGGGUCAUGUUCUUUAGUUAGGGAGAAAAUCACUGCCUAAUGCAGCUUGCUGCUUUUCAGGGUCUCGUUCACUGAAGUUAGAUGAUUGGUUUCCCUACCUCAGCAUAUUUCUUUAACAAGAAGGCAGACUCAUUGCCUUUCCUGCUGAAAUCGUACUGUCCAUGGGCUAGAUGAUUAGAGUAACUGAGGUCUGAUAAUGCUCAAUUGUCAUGUCAAAAUCAAGGAAAUUGUGACAUUGGGCUUUAUUGCACUAGUGUGUCAUGUUUGAUCCAAGUACCUGUUUAUUGUUGUCAUCAUUAUUUUUUUAUGACAUGCUCUCCUGUUUUAUAGCCAUUGACUGUGUUCCAGAGGAAUGCAGCCUCCCACUCUAAAUCCUAACUGGGUGCAGUGAGAAUUGGGAUGGGGCAACCUGUGCUCCUCCGAUUAGCUCUGUGUUCAGUGAUAUCUGCUCUUCUUCUAAGAAGAAAGAAAAUAUGUGUGUUGGAGAGUUGAAGGCCAUUUCCAUCUUUCAUCACCCACUGGAGGGGUGAACAGUCUCUUGGGUCUCACAUUGUUGCACAGCUCCCCAAACCACUAUGAAAUAGAGACAAUCUUGCUCUCUAGUAUAAUUGUCAUCUUUAUUUGCAUGGAUUGGUUGGUCUAAACUAGCUUUUGUUCUUCAAGAAGCUUGCCUAUGCCCUGCAUUAUUCCCCAAGUCCUUGAGUAUGGAACUAUUUUGUUCCCAUUUAUAAUUGCAGUAUAAUAUGGUCUGUCUCUGAAUUCAGGAAAAAGGGGGACUUUUACUGCACAUUGAAAUCUCAUGUAUGUUUACAGACUACUAAACACUUGGGAAGUAAUUGGGAAAUGUCUACUUUUGUGGGGAAAAUGUGCUUUCUGCCCUUUCAAUUUCUCUAUUGGCAUGGGGCCCAACUCAGCCAUGGAAAAAGUAAGAAGAAUUGCUGUUACUUAUCCUUACUAGAAAGUAAGUCUUACUAGAAAGUGAGACUGGAAUGUUGCAUUAACCCUCUGUGUAUGCAUCUUACACCCAACUGAAUAUUAUGGGCUUAAGAAUAUGAGGUAACUACACAACAGCAGCUCCUGAAAUCGCAUCUCAGCUAUUAAUCCUGCAGUUUGGUGCUCACAAUUAAGUUCAUGACAACAGGGUGACACUGUGUAAAAUUGCAGGGAUUUUCCAAUGGUGAAAUUGUGGAUGAAAUAGCAUUUACGUUGAAGUUAAAUAUAUUUGAUCUACAUACAUACAAUGAUCUUGUAUUGUACUAAAACAUAACUGAAUAUGACAAUGCCACGCCAAAUUCUUACCUUCAGACUAGUUCAAUAUACUGUGUCUGGGUUCUACAAAGUAUACUAGACUCAUCUCACAGGUCAUGAAGUAUGUCCUUAGUAAAUCCCUUAAAUUUGCAGCUGUAAGCCUCCGAGUAGGCUGUUAAAAUAAAGUGGUUUUGAGGAAUUUUUUAAGCUCCCAUGAAUGAUUAGUAUGCUAUGUUAUGCUUAGAAGUUGUCCAUGAAGAAGAUUGAGAAGAACUGUACACUUUGUGUACAGAUAAUGUAAUCCUGCAUAUCUACUUGUAAACAGUCUCAGUGGACUCAGUGAGACUGGUUUCACAGGUAAGUGUGCUUAGAAUUGCAGUCUUACAUCUAGGAGACUGUCUACAUUCAAGUUGUUGCCUUCUAUACUUUAACACUGCAUUUAUUUGAAAUAAGUGCAAUUUACUUGAAAUAGGUCUGCAGUAAACUCAUGUGACUUCCAUUUGAGAAAAUGCAUUAAAUUGGGCUGCAAAAUUUGGUUAUAAAAUAGUAUACUUACAUUGCAUUAAUGUAACUGAUUUUACAUUAUGAAGGAUACUGUUGAAACUGGAGCCCUUGGGAUGUAUUUGCCCUUAAAUGAGACAGGUUAACCCUGUUUUAAAGUAAUUAUGCUUUGGAAUUAUAAAUUUCUACACUUAAAAUAAUGUUAAUUUAAUGAUUUAGGGUUAUUCCAGUUUUAUGGCUCUGCUUUCAAAUGUUCCUCUUUUUCCAAGAAUACUUGCAUCAGUCAAGAACAAUUCUGCCCAUCUUCAAGAAAAAAACCCUCUUUUGUACAUAGUUCAACACAACAGUAGUUGUUGUCACUCAUUUAGAUUACCAUAAAUAUGUGCUACCCUAGGCCUGGGCUAACAAAAUGUUCUGCACUAAAGAAAUAAUAAGUAGAACAAUAAAAAAUAAAAAAUAAUAAAUACCUAGAAAUAAUAUUGAGCUAUUAAAGGUAAAUUCAUAUUUUCAAACAUUCAGGUAUUCUUGUAAUGAAAACACAUAACAAAGACUUCAAUGAAAUUUGGAAAAGAAGAGAUAUUGGUAAAUUUAAGGUGCAGGUCCUUAUAAUGAAUUAGACAUUCCAGAUUGAGUGGCUUAAGGAUCUGAGAAAAACAAUCUAAACUGGGUGGUUUAAUUCAGUUGAUCACAUAAAAGCAAUGUUUUGUAAAUUGAACCAUAUUCAGUUAUUAUGUUAUGGCUAUGAUGUCUGAUUUGCAAAAUCCAGAGUUAAAUGUUUAUGUUUUUGCUAAUAUCCAAUGGUUAUCUAAUAAUAGCCCUAAUUAAUACUUAGAUAAUUCUUUAAACAUCAAAGCACUUUACAAAUUAAAUAAUCUUCCCAUGCUAGGUCAUGAGAACAUCAGAUGGGGUGGUGGUUAUGCUUAUAAUUGAAAGAAGCGUAUAUGAUGUAUUAUUUGAGGUAAUGUUGUUAAAAAUAUACUGAGGUUACACCACAUAAGCUUCUUACUUAAAAGAAUUGUUUUAGAUUUAGAGAGUACUGAAAACAAUCAGGUAGCUGAUGCAACUUUGCUUGAAGAAGAAUUUAAUUUGUUUUCCUGGUGGUAGAUUAAACUAUUGCACUACAAUGUCACGUCUGACCUGAAAGCGAUUUUAUUGUCAUUUCUUAGAGGUUGUUUUUUAAAAAAAGUUGUUUGAUGGUGUCCUUAAGAUUUUUCUUGCUUACUUUCUUGCCCCCAGCAGGAAUAAUUUAUCUUGAGUCCCAGUUUAUCCAUAGAAUUUG
Thamnophis sirtalis is the source of this 5737-nucleotide messenger RNA. NCBI's taxonomy places the organism in Eukaryota, Metazoa, Chordata, Lepidosauria, Squamata, Natricidae. The record is from RefSeq and is a predicted model, not a curated record.